Molecule: messenger RNA, 1840 nt
Organism: Lethenteron reissneri (Far Eastern brook lamprey)
Lineage: Eukaryota; Metazoa; Chordata; Hyperoartia; Petromyzontiformes; Petromyzontidae
Product: actin nucleation-promoting factor WASL-like
Biological process (GO): actin filament organization
Molecular function (GO): actin binding
Source: RefSeq, a predicted model, not a curated record
AGCCACAUGCUGGCCGAUACAUUAUAGCGUCUGAUGAUGCUGUGCGCGCGCACAGGUUUCAACAAGUUAUUGCUCUCCUCUCCUUGUGACGAACACAGAGAGACUUGCGACAUGCAUCAAGGGACCAUCGAGAAGAACUGAUUCCUUGACGAGACGCCAAGACCACAGUGCCGAGAAGAAUGGUCGACAGGCGGAGCAAGGUGCCCGAACAGAAUGUCCCAACCAAGCUACUUCAGCUGUCAGAAAAUGAGCAUGUGUUCAGCCUUAUUGGGCACAGGCGCACGACCCUCGCCAGUACCGUGGUGCAGCUCCUCUAUGGCGUGAAUGGAAGGUGGGACAAGCAAUGCUGCGGAGUGGUCUGUUUUGUGAAGGACAACAGCAAGCGCAGCUUUUUCAUCACCAUUUACGACAUCUGUAUGGAAAACUGCAAGCUGUGGGAACAAGAACUAUACACAGAGUUUGCAUAUUAUGCACCAAAGGCAGACUUUCACACAUUCAUUGGAGAUAAAUGCCAAGUUGGACUAAACUUCGCUGACGUAGAGGAAGCACGUUUCUUUUACAACUCUGUGCAGGCGAAACUGAACAAGCAGAAAAAACGACAAAACAAGUCGGCGGCAGGGUUGACCGUGCAGCCAUCGAUGCACGAGGUGCAUCCGGUUCCCCUCCCAAUCAUGAAGGUGCCCAAUGCUCCGGCUCUUGCCAAGACUCGCAAUCAGAAGACUAAGAGCAAGACACCACUCACCAAAGAUCAGAUUGGAGAACCAUCCCAUUUCAAGCACAUUGGACACGUUGGUUGGGAUCCUAAUUGUGGCUUCACAGCUGAGAAUGUGGACCCAAACCUUAAACAGCUGUUUUCCAUGGCUGGCAUAGAUGAUUCACAUCUUCAGGACAAGCGACUCACAAGAAAAAUAUCAAAAAUUAUUAAAGACUAUGGAGGAAUGGAGGGCAUAAAACAGGAAAUACAACAAGUUCCAAAGCAACCAGCCCAGAAAGUACCUGGUCCAUGGAAACCACCUGAGAAGCAGCUCGCUCCCUCUAUGGCACCCAAAGACCAUAGAGAACGUUCACCUGGCAGAGGCCCUCCACCCCCACCACCUCAAAGGUCUCAAAACCAUGGCAGGCUGGCACCACCACCACCACCACCAACAUCUACCCAGCGAUCUGGAGGCCCUCCACCACCGCCGCCACCACCACCGCCACCACCACCGCCGCCGCCGCCGCCACCACCAUCUGCCCAGAAAGUGGGGGGCCCACGGCCACCACCGGCGCUUGCAGACCACCAAGACGGCUCUGGCCGGGGUGCUCUUUUAUCCCAGAUCCAUUCUGGAGUCAAGCUGAGGGAGGUGACGCCUGGCAGUCACCCAGCAUCUGAGCGGAAUUCCCUUCUGGAGGAGAUCCGCCAGGGCACGGCACUCAAGCCAGUGUCCGACUCACAAGGUCCCCCUGUGGGCUCUUCUGCUCCGUUGGGUCUUGUUGAUGCCUUGAUGAAUGCGGUGAAGAAAAGGGGCAAGUCUCUUUACUCUUCAGAUGAAGAUGAUGAUGAAGAUGACGACGACGAUGACGAUGAUGAAGAAUGGAAUUAGUGGCCUUGCAAGCUUGCCGACAAUGAAUUGGCGCACAGCUGUGCAGUAGUUUUAUUUCCACAGGUUCAUUCACACUUUUUAAAAAUUAGAUAUGGAAUUCACUGCGCAUGGAGUCGUGUAUGAACUGACCCGCUAUUUUUGACAUUUCUAUCGAUAUUAAAGUUAUUGUGUACUUGUGAAAUAUGUUUGUGGUAUGCAAUGCUUUACUGUACUCUAAACUAUGGUUUACAGAAGCACAAUAAAGUGACUCUUGUGAC